Molecule: messenger RNA, 462 nt
Organism: Adineta steineri
Lineage: Eukaryota; Metazoa; Rotifera; Eurotatoria; Adinetida; Adinetidae
Source: the annotation of a GenBank genome assembly
AUGUUUAAUACUCUUCUUUUCUUAGUUUGUUGUUGUUCAUUAGUAGGAUCAUCAUUAAUUGAUCCUGUUUCAAAUAAAAAACAUAUUGAUGGUACACAAUAUACUAUUAAAAGUGUUAGUACAAAAUAUAAACAACAUGUAUCUGAUCAAGGUGAAUGUAGUAUAGAAUUAAAAGAACGACCUAAAUUUUUAGUCGAAGGUGAAAUAAUUAAAAUAAAAAAUAAAUGGUUUAAAGUUGAAGAAUGUCGAUUAAAUCGAGCAUAUCGUGCUUCAUGUGGUUCAAGAUUAUUUUAUCAACUUCGUGAUUUAGCUUGUGCAUUUGUUGAACAAAAUCAAGACAAUCAAAUAAAUACGCGACGAGAAAUAACAAACAUGUUCAUUGAUGAAUCGUCUUAUGAUGUAUGUUGUGAAAGUGCAUGUACAAUAUCAGAAUUGCUUCAGUAUUGUCCUACAAAAUGGUGA